AAAAAUUUCCGUUAAGUUCAUCGUGAAAUAUUAUUAAUUUUUGUUACUUUAAAUUUGUAAUUUUUGCUUUUCUGAAACGUUUUAAAAUGUUUUAAACAAACACAGAUAAUGAAAAAUAAUAUAAAAAGUGUUGAAAAUAAGUUAUUUACUCUAAAUUAAAGAAAGUCUAAACUUAGUCAAUUUUUUUAAACGAAAUUUAUUACCUUUGUUUAUAUUUUCAAAAUCGAAGGAAUAAAAUCCUUGAAAUCUUAACUUUAUAUUUCUGUAUUUGCAAAUUAUUUGUGCCUUAUGGAAACACUUCGAGGAAUUUUUCCAGUAACUCAACCUCCUCCAAAACGAGAUUUCUUAAGAGAAAACGUUAUGAGGAUUAAACAUAUUCAAAGGACGAGAAAUUCAGGGAAAGAAACUGAAUAUUUAAAUAAGUUUAGCAAGCCUAUAAAAUGUCGGAAAUUUAGUUCGAAUGACAAUAACUCUCGUUCAACCAAUUCGUUGGUAGCAUAUCCUUCUAAAUCUACAGUUAAUAAUUUGCGCAGAGCUAUGAGCACAAUGUUUAUUCAAGAUCAGAAGGAAAUUGGUGUUCAAACUGUUGAUACUAAUGAUGAAUAUUUUCUCAAAGAUUCUAUUAUUCGAUUUCCAUCAGCUUCUUCAAUUCGAUCAGGUAAAGCGAGACCUACAUCAUCGUGUCAACGAACACAAAUCGGCUCAAGAGAUAACUUAGAUACUGCUGAAUCACUUCCAAAGUCUCGGUUGACAAAUCAUUCGAAUCGCAAUGAAAUAGUAAACAAUUACAUAUCAAGCUUAGAUGAGUAUCCUGGCAAACAGAGUGUGAGCAAGAGAAAUCCUCCAGUAUCUAUUUUAAAGAACAGUUCAAGUACGUCCAUCCAGAAAUCGAAUAAAAACUACAUUAAUGAAUCCCAGCGAAAGGAAAAAAUAACUGAAAAACAUAAAAAUGAAUGCGCACAACUUAUAGAUAUCUCUGACGAAGAAGAUUUUAGUCAGGAGAAAGAUUCACUAGCUGAAAAAGAAAUAUCUGCGAACGAUGCAACAAAAGAGACAACGAAAACUGCUGAAAUGGAUCCAGAUUGUCCUGAAGGUCAUGUAGCACUUUCAGAUUCCGAGCGAUUGGAAACUUUAAAAGUUGCAAAGAAAAGAUUUAAAGAACUUGUGGAUGAGCUAAACCGACUUCCGAUGACAUGCGAGACCCUUCGCGUACGUAAUCGUAAAAUUGCAAUCGAAAAAGAACUUCGCACUCUUGAGACAAACAUGAGAGUGUUUUCUCGUACAAAAGUCUAUGUUAAAUUAGAGACUAAUAAUUAAAAGUUUUUAUUUAACAGAACUUUCGAUAAAUAAAUGUUUCCGUCCGUAUAUUUAAUUGCGAUUUAAAAAUAAUGUGCUUAGUAAUCUUACCAAAAUCUAUUGUAAUCAGAACAGCAUGAAUCAAAAUAGAAAUUUAUUUAAAAUGACUGAUAUGAAGUUACUUAGAUAGAUAAUAAAUAAACCAAAGUAAGAACAAAAGGAAGCUUAUU
Molecule: messenger RNA, 1526 nt
Organism: Clunio marinus
Lineage: Eukaryota; Metazoa; Arthropoda; Insecta; Diptera; Chironomidae
Source: the annotation of a GenBank genome assembly